Molecule: messenger RNA, 1260 nt
Organism: Apis mellifera (honey bee)
Lineage: Eukaryota; Metazoa; Arthropoda; Insecta; Hymenoptera; Apidae
Gene: ILP-2
Product: insulin-like peptide 2
Exons: 3
Coding region: 235-627 (130 amino acids)
Cellular component (GO): extracellular region
Molecular function (GO): hormone activity
Source: RefSeq, a predicted model, not a curated record
AAGUUCUGAUAAAAGUUAAUAAAAGCGAUUUAAAUAGACACUCUUGAGGAUCCACCAAGAUAGUUGAAUUUCGAGUCCACCCGUAUAAGUGUUCACUUUUAAAUUUAAUUUAUUAACAUUUAUACAUUGAAAGAUUCUAUCAACAUUAUUUUUAUACGGAUAAAUGUCGCAAUUCUUUGACAUUUUUGAUUUAUUAAUAUUUGAAUAUCAUAUUAAUCUUAUUAUGAUAAUACUAUGUUUGCAAAUAGAUUAUACGUGUUCGUAAAUUUAGUACCCGUAGUAGUGAUCCUAGUGCCAGUAGCAGAAGUAGUACGAUCGGAUGUGUUUCAGUAUGGCCAAAAGGGACAGACAGUGACAGAAAUGCACCAAUAUUGUGGUCGAACUUUGUCAAGUACAUUACAAAUAAUGUGCGGUAGUGUUUAUAAUUCUCGAUUUAAAAAAAGUAAUCAAGAAAUGGAGAUGGAUGAUUAUAUGGCAUUUUAUGGUUACGAUCUAUAUCCUUAUAAAUCUAUUAAAAAUGCGAAAAAAAUGAUACGAUUUCGAAGAAACUCUAAAGGAAUUCAUGAAGAAUGUUGCCUAAAAUCUUGCACGACAGAGGAGUUGCGCUCCUAUUGCGGUGCCCGUUAAUGAGGGAAUUUUUUUAAAAUUUUAAACAUAAAUUUAAGAAAAUAUUUCCUAUUUUUUUCCUAUUUACUGGUUAUAUAAUUUUUAACAAUUUAUGAUAUAUUUUCAAUAAUUUUAUUUUUCAUUCAUGUAACAAUUCAGUAAAAUCAAAAUUACGAAUAUUUUGUAAAUGUUUUAUUUUGUUUUUUUUAAAUUAUUAUUUUAAAUUAAUAAUUUAUUUAAUUCCAUGUUAUAAAAAAAUUAAUAAGUCUAUUUUUAAUUGUUAUAUCUUAUUUUACAAUAUAAGAUAUGUAUAAAUUCAUAUCAAAUCACUUUGUUAUAAGAAAUCGGAAAAUAUGUGAAAAUGAAUUUAAUAUAUAUAAUUUAAAUAUAUAUUAUAUAUGUAUAUAUUAUGUAUAUGCAUAUAUUAUGCAUAUUAUUAAUUAUAAGAGAUUUUAAUUAGUGUGAUAAUAUUUUUUAUUAAGAAGCACAUGAUGAAAGUUUCAUAAUAAUUCAUAAUAAUUGUUAGCUUCAACUGCAACUGGUUCAAAUGACGAAAGUUAAAAUUUAUUGUAAAGUAUGAUCUCAUUUGUACUUAACCAUAUAUUAUGUAAGACAAAUUCAAUAUUAUUCAUUAAAAAUAUUUACAUACACAUA